AUGACCCUUGACUGUGGCUUAGUUCCAAAUCUCGAAAAGUUAAAUCUUGAAAAGUGUUAUGAUUUGGUAGAACUUCAUGUGCCCAUUGGAUCUCUAAGAAGGCUUGUCCACUUAGACUUAAAUCAUUGCAAGAAACUCGAUUCUGUUUCAUUUAUCAAACAGUUGGAAUCACUUCAGGUUCUUAAGAACCUCAGAUUCCUUGACUUUAGAUUUUUAAAUUUGAUGACUCUUGAUUGUGGCUUACUUCCAAAUCUAGAGAGGUUACACCUUGGAAGCUGUUGUCGUUUGAUAGAACUUCGUGCACCUAUUGGAUGUCUAAAAAAACUUAUCUACUUAGACUUAUAUAAUUGUUCAGGGAUCAAAUCUCUUUCAUUCAUCAAACAGCUGGAAUCACUUCAGGUUCUUAAUCUACGCCAUUUAUAUUUGAAGGAAUUCCCAGAUAUACUCCCGGAGCACUCCAACUGGAAUUUGCUUCCGCUUUAUUUUUCAGGGAACUAUAUCGAAGAACUACCCUCAUCAAUUGGGAAUCUUCAAAAACUUGUUUCUCUAGAUCUCCACUUUUGCAAUAAACUAAAGAGUCUGCCACAAAGUAUGUAUAGUUUACAAUGCCUAAAACACCUUGACAUUCAAAAUACUGCGAUAGAAGAAUUAUCGGAGGAUCUUGGCUAUUUAGAAGCUUUAGAAACACUAAUAUUAAAGGGUACACGUGUCAAGCAUCUCCCUGAUAGCAUUUGUAAGUUGAAACAUUUGAAAACUCUACUUCUUGAAGAUUGUAAAGCUCUUAUGAGGUUACCCGAGGAUCUUGGCCUAUUACAAUCUUUGAAGGAACUAAGUCUAUCACAUUGCAAGAUAAGAGAUGUUCCUAGUAGCAUUUGUAAGUUGAAACGUCUCAGGAAGUUGUACCUUCUUAAAUGUGAUCAACUUGAGGAAUUGCCCGAGAAACUAGGACACUUGGAAUGUUUAGAAGAGUUAGAUAUACGAGGUACAAUUAUAAGUCAUCUUCCGAUGAGCCUUUCUUUAUUGAAGGAUCUGAAAAUCAUGCAACACUAUGAAGAAAUUCCAUUAUACACCGUUUCUCAAGUUUGCACUUCAAUGCACCACUUACAUGGGUGGACCCACACCAGGGGUUUUGCUCAUUUCCCCCCUUGA
Molecule: messenger RNA, 1149 nt
Organism: Lactuca saligna
Lineage: Eukaryota; Viridiplantae; Streptophyta; Magnoliopsida; Asterales; Asteraceae
Source: the annotation of a GenBank genome assembly